Molecule: messenger RNA, 1233 nt
Organism: Penicillium angulare
Lineage: Eukaryota; Fungi; Ascomycota; Eurotiomycetes; Eurotiales; Aspergillaceae
Exons: 1
Coding region: 1-1233 (410 amino acids)
Source: RefSeq, a predicted model, not a curated record
AUGUCUUCCAACCAGUGGUCUGUGAACACUAAGAUUUGCCUCCCUCGGCCGUACCUUACAGCAUUUCAUCUUGUCCCAUUAAACGAUGCUCUUAACAGGGAUCAAGUCUUUCAGCUGAGCAAAGAAGAAUCCUUCGCUGGCGAUGGCCCUCUUCCUGGGGAGCUCCAUAAUGAAGAUAUUACUUUCACCAAGCCGACAGCCUCAGUGGCAAAUGGUCAAUCUGUUGCCGCUAUACCUUCUCAGCAAAGCUCUCGACGGCUUCCGAUAAGCGUCUGUGCAUGGAACAUUGCAGGAACUAUCACGACCAGCCAUAUAUGGCUGAUAAUUUACACAAUCCUCAUCGCUGAGCCGGAGUUAGAAGUAUUUGGACUCGAAUUGAAGGGACCUGACAGCGAUGCUAUAGCCGAGGAACUAUGUUUUUCGAUGGUGGCCAUAAAAUCCAGUAAAGAAUCUGUGACAGUCUGUCGCAAUGCUUUCUGGCAAGGAUGUGCUUCUCCAUUGGGCUCCUCUCCAAUCUGGACACCUUUCGCAAGAAAGGUCGUGCCGCAUUCACACUAUGUCACCACGUCUACGCCGACGAUACGCCGCACUCAUCCACUCCGUCCCCCGAAUUCUUCACCAGGGUCAACUGUGUAUAGUCGAUACAUCCCUAGCCUGAAUAAAUUGUUUUCGUUGGUUACCGUUGACUAUAAAGAGCCAACCCACGUGGAGUUCUUUCACCAGUCAAAAAUGCCCGCCGCUACCUCCCACUCCGAACCCUAUGGCGACUCUCUUGAAGAAAGUUUCGAAUAUCUUCGCAGGAGGAGUGAUGAUCCACACACAAUUGGGCUGCUUGGUCAGUUUGAUGAAACUUUAUUUGGUUACUUUGAAGUUUUUUGGGUCAAGGAGGAUCCUUUGGGGGUGGCAGUUGACGCUGGAGAUUUUGACCGUGGACUGAGUGGCUCGGUGGGAUAUUCUGCCUUCAAAAGUCGGCGCUGGCUGCAAGCAUGCUGGUCAAGCUUACUUCAUUAUAUCUUUCUUGAUGAGCAUCGAACAGAUAGUAUCAUCACCGAGGCAGAAUUGGGACGUGAAAUGUUAGGUGACGCCUCGUUGGAGCUGUUGGAAGAUGGAAUAGUGGACUUACCACACCAGCGAGCUAUACUCACCAAGAACACACGAGAGGCUUUCUUUUCCCUGUGUCCAUUUGAUGGGAUAUUUAUAUAUGAUACCUUGCAGAUUCCUUCUCGUUUAUAG